UUUUGCAGCAGCUUGUGUUCACAGCAGUUUACUGUGACUUUAACACCACCUCCUGGGUUUGCAUGCACGAAACCAUCCACAAACGAAGCCUAUAUUGCUGGCAGAAUUUGCUCCAUACAUUGCGAAUCAACAAACUACACAGCCACUCAUUUUAUCUUAUAUGUUGCUUGAAUCCCGCCAAUCGGUUCUCAGAAACGCUUUUCCGAAACCAGCUGCAGGAUGAAAAACCAGCUUUCGACCUCUCACGGACCUUGAUGUGGUCACGAGGUGUUCAAACGGUGGUGUUUUUGGUUUCUCGUUUUAUGACCUAUUGUUUUAACGGUCUUAUGCACACUUUCCCCCUUUUCUUUUAAACAUCGGGAACGCGUCCAAUAAUGAAACACAGCGCAGGUCUCUCUCUCUUUUUUAUUUAAAUUGUGCUGUUUUCUAAUUGGCCAGCAGGAACCAAACCGCGACCCAAUCAGCUCGCAAGACCAAUGGGCUGACCUCAUUAGUUUGCAUUGUUAUUAUUUCUUCCUCCCUUCGCCGCCCCCCCUCCCCUUAUUUUUCUAUCUUGAAGAAGGGAAGGGGCGAAAAAAAAAUCAAAGCCCAACAGCUGGCUUGGGGAAAGCUCCGUGGGCAUCAGUGACCUCAUCAAUGUUGCCAGCCUUUCAGUAGAUGGCCAGGUUUGCACAGCUAAUAGAGUUGGGGACUAUUAUUACUAAUAAUGGGUGGCCUCGAUUUGAAGCCCUCCCUCCUCCGGAGGAGGAAAAAAAAGGAAGCGCGGGCACUCCCAGCCACGUGCAUUAUCGUAUUUUAAAAGUCCUCCAAGAGACAACUCCCGUUUGAAAGAUAACUCGGGAGGGGGGAUUAAUCUUCCGUUCAGGUUAAUGCAGUCAUAACUUUUUUAAAAAAGGGGGGGGGGGACUUCGUCCUGAAUGAAUGCACAAUUUAGAUCAGGUUGGACAGGCGCCCGAAGACGAAUGUGUGUCAAGGGCGGUAGCAGCCGCGCUGGCCCUUCAAGAGAAACCAAGCCCAGCUUUGCGCAGACCUCGAACCCAACCCGGGGAGCGCAGCAGCCAACGCGAAGCUGGAGACCGGCGGCGGCGGCGCUGCUCCCGCCGCCCCGCCUUUCCUCUCCUUUCUUCCACCGGGGAGGAGUUUUCCGUAAGCAGCGGGCGUGAGCAUUUAAAAGGAAGGGCGGCGACAAGCCGCACAAAAGAUUGCUAUAGGCUUAAGGCGAGGUUGCAGCGGAGGCAACGGGAGGGAAAAGGGCGGCGUGGGGAGGGGGGGGUGAGCCAGGCAGGCAAGCAAGCAGGCGCGUCGGCUAGAGCGCACGGCCGCCCGCCCUUCCCAACCCUGCAGCAGCCAAGGCAUCCCGGCCGGGCGGUGGCAGCCACCGCAGAAGCGGGCGCCGCUUAGCAGCCAUCCCUCCCCCACUUUUUAAAACAAAGUUGGGAAGUCCGGAGAGCCCCCUCCCCAAGCCCGCUCCUCCCCGCAGAUAGGAAGUGUUGCUUUCCGGCCUCGGAGUCCUCCACCCUUCUGGAAGUCGGGGCGUCCUCCAAGGGGGAAGGAAAGCUCGGCCAUGGCCGGAGGAGGGGACCGAAGCCGGCGAGGAUCCCGUCCCCAGGGAGUCCCCGGACAGCCCUCCACCUGACCGGCGAGGCGAGGCCGAAGUUCUCCGCCCGCCAAGCGGAUGCGCCAACGCCUUGGAGGCCGCCGGAGAUGCGUCUUCCCGGAAACGGGGGAGCCAAGUGGGUGGCGUGAUCGGGCCAAAAGAGGCGAGAAACGGCCCAGAGGAUUCCGGGUUGGCGAAGGAAGGAAAGGUGGCCGCCGAGCAAGAGGCGCUGCCUCUCCCGCCCGCUGCGCCGCGUCUUCCCCCGGACGCCCGUGUCCUCCUUUGCUCCGGAGGUCUGCGUCGCGGCGGCGGCGGCGGCUGGGUUCUUCCUCGCCUCUCUCGGAAAGAAAAGUCAGCCGGAGCCGCGAAGAUGCCCUUAAAGAACCGAGGCUUUGAGGGUCCCAUGAGCCAGUGGCGGCCACCGCAGCGUUUCUCAUCCGCAGGCUGGAUGUUGUGACCGGUGUCUGGAGUGGUGGCACCUUUGGAAGGUGGCGGGGACCCUGGUCGCUUCUGCCCUGCUUGAUCCCGACUUGGUGGUGGGUCUGCCAGCCCCUUUUCUUCCCCUCUGGUGCUCCAAGAGACUCUGGUUUAUUUGUGCAGAUUAAUGGAAUGAUGGUGCGGAAAGGGCAGAGCGAUCCUGCCGGGCUCAGCGGGGGCUCCUCAGGAGGCAGCUGGAAGCAGAGUGGUGGCAGCAGUGGGGUCCCCAGAGGCAUGCGUGUGCCCCUCCGGCACCAUGGCUAGCGGCGGCUCUGGCAAGUCCACUACUGAGACAUCCACCCCCAGCGGCAGCUCUUUGCCAAGGAGGAAGCUUGUGGCCACCUGUGACCUCUGCAAGAUCAAGAUGCAACUGGUAGCGGAUCUGCUCCUGCUAACCAGCGAGAGCCGGCCUGUCCAUACAGAGAGCUUGUCCGUCUUCGGAGAAUCCUUUGAAAAGUGCAGGGACACCAUCAUCGCCAGGACCAAAGGCCUCUCCAUUUUGACCCAUGACGUCCAGAGCCAACUCAACAUGGGCCGUUUUGCCGAGGUGGGGGACAUCCUGGGGGAGAUGGGGGACUUGGUAGUCUCUUUGACAGAGUGCUCGGCCCACGCCGCUUACCUCGCGGCAGUGGAGACGCCAGGGGCUCAGCCGGCUUUACCCGGCUUGGUGGAUCGCUACAAGGUGACCAGAUGUAAGCACGAAGUGGAACACGGGUGUGGGAUCUUGAAGACCACCCCUCUGGUUGACCUAAGCCCUCAGCUCCUUUUGGAGGUCUCUCAGAACAUGUCCAAGAACUUGAAGUUCCUGACCGAUGCCUGCGUCCUGGCCAGUGAGAAGUCCAAGGAUAGAUUUGCCAAGGAGCAGUUCAAGCUUAGCGUCAAAUGUAUGAGCACCAGCGCUUCUGCACUCCUGGCCUGCGUCCGGGAGGUCAAGACAUCCCCCAGCGAGCUGACACGCAACCGGUGCGUCUUGUUUAGUGGACCUUUGGUGCAGUCUGUGUGUGCGUUGGUGGGCUUUGCCACAGAGCCUCAGUUUUUGGGCAGAGCGGCCACCAUCAACCCAGAGGGGAAAGCUGUGCAGACGGCCAUUUUGGGCGGUGCGAUGAGUGUCGUCUCGGCGUGCGUGCUCCUUACUCAAUGCCUCAGGGAUAUAGCCCAACACAAUGACAGUAGCACCAAGAUGACUGAAUACAGGGAAAGGUUGAGGAACUCGGCGUGCGCGGUCUCCGAUGGCUGCAACCUGUUAUCUCAGGCCCUAAGGGAACGCUCGUCACCCCGGACUUUACCGCCACCAAAUGCAAAUUCUGUGAAUUAAUCUAUUCAUUUUUAGAUUGCAUGGCCGCCUCUAACAUAAAGAUACAACAUCCCUUUCCUGCCCCAGAUUUUCUUUUCGUAUACCAAAGAAUUUGUGUAGCGCAGUCCUUUAAUUCUUCUUAUUGCUAAAGUAACAGUGUGAGGAGGCUGUGAGACCAUGCUUUUAUGUCAUAAUCGGCAUGGAUGUUUUACCUGGGGAAAGGGAACAGGAAGCACAUUCCCCUCCCUCCCAAAUCUUUAAAUCAUCCGAGCAGCCUUAUAUGUAAGCGAACUGCAGGCAGCUUGCAAUGGUCUAAGACAGGCAGGUAGAAUUCCAUUCAGGCAAGGGAGCAAAGGAAAACCUGCAAUACGCACUUCCUUCUGCUUGGCCCAAAAUCAAGGUCAGUUCUUGGAGGACAAGGCUCUCCCCUCUCGUAGGCCUUGUGCAAAAUUAUUUAAAUUCCCUGUUCUAUUGCCGGCUUCCAGAAGGCUCCUAGGACCUUGCCCAGGCUAGUCCCUUUGGAAUGGUUCCUUAAGGCUUGCAUCCAAGCUGGUUCUGCUUCAUUGCUUCCUUAUUUUGUUAAAGUCUGUGGUCAAGCAGGGGUUACAGUAAUCCUAGGAAAGGUUUACUGACGGGGGUCCAAGCUUUAAUCGUGCUGGAUGCGAUUUUUAAAAUGUCAGGAGAUAGGGGUUUGUGGGAGGAGGGUGGUUCUACCAAAAUCUCCUAGAUUUUAUUGCUUAGUUGAGCAGGAAGAAGAAAAAAGGAGAGAGAGAGAGAGAGAGAAAAAAAAGUUACCUCAGUUUUUCAUACAGUCUGGAAGAAAGAAAACUUUUAAGAAUGGGUGUAGCUACGAUUAUUGUUUUGUAUGGUUACUUUUGAAUCAAGUGAUGGGUUAGAAGUGCAUUUGCAGGGAAAGCUGGGUGUCAUUUUCCAAUGGGGGGGGGGGGGGGAAGCUACUGUGAGUGUGUUAAAAUAGGGAUUGGGUAAAUUACACUAUAACAAUGAGUGAUUUUGAUUUUUAAUUAUUAUUUUUUCAGUGUUUUUUUUUAAUCUUGCAUGUACUGGAGUAUUUAUUUCAUCUAUUAAAAUGUUGUUUCUCA
Messenger RNA from Thamnophis elegans (Western terrestrial garter snake), 4468 nucleotides. RefSeq names its product talin rod domain containing 1 (gene TLNRD1). Gene Ontology annotation, molecular function: actin binding. The transcript is spliced from 2 exons. The record is from RefSeq and is a predicted model, not a curated record. NCBI's taxonomy places the organism in Eukaryota, Metazoa, Chordata, Lepidosauria, Squamata, Natricidae. The coding region runs from base 2331 to 3389 and encodes 352 amino acids.